CCGAUCUUCAGCUCGACAGUCGAUUCCACGAAAGUGGCCAAAGUGGUGGUAACAGCCCAUCCCCAAGUGGCUCAAAGUGAUAUAUUUCAAAGAGACCGCCAAACAGUGCAUAUUCAGAUAGUGCCUUAAAUUAAGCGUUUCACCAGCUGUAAUCGGGAGCCAUGAGGAUCCAGCGGCAUUUUGUGUUGGGUCUGCUCGGUGUGCUCUGUUUGGCCAUCGGAGGCAGUCAAUCCAAGGCUGUGGUGGAUCAGCAGCCUGCCGCUUCCCAGGUGGACAGCAAAAGUGUUGCCCAGCAGAGGAUCGAUCUGGGAUUGGGACUGGGCGAUGCCCUGAUCCACGACCAUCACCACGAGCACAUUGUCGAACAUCACGAACACCAUCACGAGCACCAUGACCCCGGGUACUGGAAGAAGAAGGUCACCUGGAAGGAGGGAUGGAAGAAGAUCUGGAAUCCGGCUAAGAAACAAAUCUGGAAUCCGUCGUGGAAGAAGAUCUGGAAGCCUCAUUGGGUAAAAGUACCCGGCUGGAAGGAGAUUCAGGUUCCCGCUUGGAAGCAAAUUUGGGUUCCCCACUGGAAAGAGAUUUUAGUGCCCGCCUGGAAGGACAUUCAAGUACCCGAUUACAAGCAGAUUUGGACACCAGAAUUAGUCAAGGUUGGCAUUCCCGGAGAGAAAUAUCUGGGCAAGGAUCACGAGGGCUGGGAGUACACCAGCCACGAUUUGUGGAAGAAGAAAGUGGUCUGGAAGUCGCACUGGAAGAAGAUCUGGAAGCCGGCCAAGAAGCAAAUCUGGGUGCCCGAGAAGAAGCUGGAAUGGAAGGAGGGAUGGAAGCAGUACUGGAAGCCAGCCAAGAAGGAAAUCUGGACUGACAAAUUGGAAUGGAAGGAGGCAUGGAAGCAGAUUUGGGUGCCCGGCUGGAAGGAGAUCUGGGUUCCCGGCUGGAAGAAGAUCUGGAAGCCAGUGGUCAUUUCCGAGUGGUUCCCCUCGCCCGAUCACCACCACGACCAUCAUCACGAGCACGGCUUCGAUUGGGAUCGCAAGGACACGGGCGUGACGGCCACCAAGUCGGCCGAUGGCAAGGAUAAGGUGGUGUGGAAACGAGAUGACACCAACGCCGCCGGCAAGCCAACUCUGCUGCAGCCAGUGGCCAGCGCCGACUUCCAAGCCAAGUCCCUGGAGACGGCCAAAUCCCCCGUCGCUGCUCCCGCCGCCUCGGUGGCAGCCACCUCGCAGUCAUUCAAGUUUCCCGGCGCGUAGGGGGCCAUUGCAUCACCGAAACGGUUGCAUCACAACGCCCGGUUCCAAGCUCCUUGUAAAUAGUAGUAAACCAGUCGCUAGCUCGUAAGGCCAUCCAUUCCACUUCCAUUUGCCUUGGCGCCACUUUAAAUUAUCUCUAGACUUUAAUUACCAGUGAAUACGAAAUAAAAGAUAAAUAACUACAAAA
This is a messenger RNA of Drosophila takahashii, 1443 nucleotides long. RefSeq lists its product as uncharacterized. Lineage: Eukaryota; Metazoa; Arthropoda; Insecta; Diptera; Drosophilidae. The record is from RefSeq and is a predicted model, not a curated record.